Molecule: messenger RNA, 3924 nt
Organism: Eurytemora carolleeae
Lineage: Eukaryota; Metazoa; Arthropoda; Copepoda; Calanoida; Temoridae
Product: dual specificity protein phosphatase 18
Exons: 2
Coding region: 125-3853 (1242 amino acids)
Biological process (GO): protein dephosphorylation
Cellular component (GO): cytoplasm
Molecular function (GO): protein tyrosine/serine/threonine phosphatase activity
Source: RefSeq, a predicted model, not a curated record
AUUUACCGUGCCCAGCAGUUUCUAAGGCAGGUUAGACUUAUCCUGAGCCAGGUCAAGUUUUGUUCAGUGCUCCAGUAUACAUACAAGUAGACACAGGAAAUGAAAAGCAGCUGAUAGCAGCAUCAUGAUGCGGAACAAUAGUGAGGAGUUCCACAAGACCCAUCCAACAGAGCUAACGGAGCAGUUGUACCUGUCAGCAGCUAGAGCAGUAACAUCAAAAGCACUUUUGGACCUUGGAAUAACAUCUAUCAUAAAUGCUACCCUGGAGCUGCCUACUGUUGCUUACCAGAAGCAGGAGACUAUACAAAUUGCUGUUGAAGACAGGAUUGCAAGUAAACUUUAUAUUUACUUUGACCUUGUUGCAGAUAAGAUCCAGCAGGUUCAUUUGAGCGGUGGAAAGAUCAUGGUUUAUUGUAGAGCUGGUCAAUCAAGGUCAGCAACAUUAUGCAUAGCAUACUUCAUGAAAUAUCAUGGACUUAGCUUUGAAGAUGCAUUCCAGUUUGUUAGGUCAAAGCGUCCAAUUAUACAUCCCAAUAUUGGUUUCAUACGCCAACUUAAGGAAUAUGAUGCCAAGUUGAAAAUAAAGGGUUCUAUUCCAUCACUAGCAAUAGCAAUUACACCACUGCCUGCAAGAAAAAAUAAUUGCCUUCCAUUGAGCUUACCGCUGCCAAUCAUUGCUGUUGAAUCCAUUGUACCUAAUGACAAUGUUGAGAAUGAGUUGGAUGAAAUAGAAUCUCUGCCAGUUAACCUUGACCUUGCUUUUGUUCGUAUGCAUGAUCAAUGCAUGAAUACUUUAGAAAAUUAUGAAAUUCAGGUGGUUAACACCUGUGAAAAGUUGGAGGAUUUGAAGUACAAUCCAGAUAAAACAAUAACAAACUUUCAUCAUCCUCAAUCAGUGGCCAAUGUAAGAGAAGAAGAUAUUGGGGAUAGUACUGGAUAUUGGGACCCUAAUCUUAAAAGAAGCAAAAGCCUCAGAACUGCAUUUACUCGUCUCUCCAAGCCUAAUGAAAUAGCUGUAAGUUUUAUGAAUUUAGCAUUAGAUUUAGCUCUAAUUUCAAAUAGAAUAACACCUUUCAAACUCAUUAUUAACAAAGAAUAUUGUUCUUCAGACUUUUCAGAACUGCACCAAGCUUAUGAGGUCUUGGAAGAAGUCCCUGAUGUCUGUCUCUGUGAGAUUCCAGAUAUAAAGACUUCAUCAAAAAAUCUUCUAGAUGUAAUUGAUCAUUCCAUUAUCUGCAAACCUCAUUUGUGUCCGUCUUAUUCAUUUAUUAUACCUCUGUGUGAUGUUGAAGAAAUUGUUUCUAUGCAAAACAAAACUUUGGAAAAAUCCUCCAAGAGAACAUUUUCCAGAAAUUCCUCAUUUAAAGGUCACAUUAAUUUCCGUGAAAAGUCGCAGAAUGUAAACUAUUCUGCAUACUCCAAGUCCAAUCUUAAAGCAGUCUCAUCAAUUGAUGCCUCUAACAAUUUAAGGAAAGCAAACAGAGAAUACUGCAAUGAUUUCCUUUUCUCAACCGUAUGUUUUUCACCAAUCCUUUUGUGGGAAAAAUGCACAAUGUUGCCUUCUUCAUCAAUAACUUUGAUUGAUCUAAAAACUAAUCCAUUGAUUGUACGACAAUCAUUUAAAUCUGUGAUAAUUACUGCCCCAUGCAUUCUCUCCAGUGUGAAUGAACAGACCAAAUGUCAAUCACCAGAAGAGGGAUAUCACAAGUUAGAUUUCUCAAUCACUGAAUUUGAAACUUGCCAGUUUGCUAUUUCAGUUGAGCAUUGUUAUUUGGGAUGUGAGAAUAUAGAACUUGGAAAAGCAAUGAAUAUAUCACGGAAAUAUCCAUAUUACUGCAAAUCACAACAAACAAGUGCCAUUGAAAUGUUUCAGGCCAAAGAGGAAGCUCACCUUAACAUUCAAUGGUUUCAAGAAUCAUAUACGAAAAUUCCCAACAAUACAGUAAAGCUUAUAAGAAAAGUCUCAAAUUGCAAACCAGAAUCUAAACCAAUCCUACCAUUAAGACUAAAUUGGGCGUCAGACAGUCUUUUAACAAGUGAAGCUGGUUUUCUUAUUGAUAUGGCUGAUCACAACUGGACUGAAGAACAUGCUCUGAUUGUACUUGCUGAUAAAGUUUGUUUUAGCUUUGAGGAAACUUUAAAUCAGCCCCUGCUGAAGACGGAUAUCAUUGGUAAAUUUUAUGUUCCUCAUUAUAAUCCUAUUCUUUUUCAGAGAUAUUGUGAUGUAAUAUUCUUUUCACUUGUACAAAUCUUUGAACCUCAGAUAAAUGUUAUGAACAAUAUUUAUUCAGCUCCAACAACAAAAUAUUUGUUUGCUAAGGGGAAAAUGUUAAUCCAUCAAGAAUUCAAAGUGGUGGCAGUGCAAACUGUUCCCCAAAUAAAAGAAAGAGAAGAAUUUGUUGAAGAAAUACCUGAACAAAUUUGUGACCUAAACACCCUUAAAAUAAUGCUUGCAAAUGAAAACAGCAGCUCUAAGUGCAAUAUUUGGCUUGAUGUUUUUAAGAGAACUAUAAUGAAAUUGAGACCAACCUUUGCAACGCAAAGCUAUGAACGUACUCUGAAAACAGUUUGUAUAAAUACAUCAGCAUCAUUAGAAUGUCAAAGUUUGUUACUCCCAAUUUCUACUGUUUUCGAAGCUUUGGCGGAAUCAGAGAUAAUGAUAUCUGAGAGUUCCAGUGCAUGCUGUGAAGAGAAGUUUACAUUUGAUAAUAUUUUUGAAUUUUCAAAUAUAAGUCAAAUUAAGAAAAACUCGGAGCAGUUUGAAAUACAAAUUUCUAUUGCUGAUAAUUAUACCAUAGAAUACAAUCCAAGCUGCUGGGAAAUUGCUUUAACUUUCCAAGGUUCAUACUCCCUGACCCUUCAACAAUAUGCUACAUCCUCGGUCUCUUUUCCUAACAAGUUGUAUACAAUGUCUUAUACUGACGUCAUGGGCUCAACUGUUCCAUACAAUAACACCGAGGAGCACAAAAGAACAGCAUUCCAAGUAGUUUCCAAACUACAUUCUGUUGUGAGUCAUCAAUUCAUGACACAUUUGACUUGUAGCAAAGCACAUCCAGCAUAUCAAUUUGUACAGGAUGUUGAAGACUGGCCUGAUACUCUUAUACAUUCCAUUGAAGCUAAGGAAUUUGCUCAUACAGUGACAAUAGAUACCCUUUGGUUUUUUUCUUUGGACCCAGUAACAAAAGAAGAUGAAUCUCCAUACUCAAACUACUUAUUAUUCCUCCCUGAUUCAGACAGCGCAUCUCUUAUAGGCAAGGAAAUUAUCAAGGGUAGCAAUAUGGCUGUGGUUAAUACAUCCCAAGUUGUUGAGGAAAUAAUACAAGAUGUUAAAGGAGAGAUUAAAAUUGAAGACACCCUUGACUGGAAAACAUCAGAGAAGCAGGUAUCCUUUCUUGAAACUAGACAUUCAGGACAGAAGUCUAAGCCUAAAGUUCGAACUAUUUACUACGGGCGGGAUAGAAGCAAAGGUAGACCAAGUCUCUUAGAUGUCCACUCAAGUAACAAUAGAAGAAACAGGUCACUUUCUAAGCAUAAUGAAACUGAAGUAAUGCAUAAUCUAGCAAAAUCAGUGAAUGAAGCAAAUAGCAUUCUUGCCAGAAGAAGGGAAAGAGGGAGAUAUGACAGUCCCUCAACCCCGCUUAUUCCAAGAGGAAGAGAAUUAGAAAGAAGGUCUACAUCGAAAAACAGUCCUUACUCCAAACCAGACAGUGAAUUUGAUUCAGAUACGUCUGCACCUAAAAUACUGAGAAUUGUUAACAUUGCCCAAAAUCUUUUCACAAAGGGAGAACCUAGGCGCGAAAUGAGAGACCGACUAAACACUACCAGACCUGAUUAUACCAGAAAAUAUCAAUGAUCAUGUUUAUUCUACAUUUACUAUGUAAAUUAUUUUGAAUUCAUAAAUUAAUAUAUAAAUUAUAUUGUAAA